CCGCUGCUGCUGCUGCUGAUCCUCCGCCUCCUGCAGCCGCGGCCGCGCUCAGUCCCCGUCGCCGCCACUGCCCCCCGCGCCGUCGGCGUUGCCGCCACUGUUGCCGCUCACUUCGCUCGCUCGCUCGCUCCCAAGCGAUCCCGCCGCUGUCGCAAAAGCUGAGCUUCUCGGCCGCCGAGCGAGGCCGACGGAGCGACAACCAGGCCGCGGCGCUUUACGGCAGCCUUUCGGCGAGGUUCUUCUUUCUUCCACGUGGAUCGGCCAGAAGGAGAGGAGAGUCGCCUCCGGCCGCCAUGAAACGACCGAAGUUAAAGAAAGCUAGUAAGCGCAUGACCUGCCACAAACGGUAUAAAAUACAGAAAAAGGUACGAGAACACAAUAAAAAACUUCGAAAGGAAGGCAAGAAACAUAAACACAAGAAGCCAAAGAAAGAUCCUGGCAUUCCCAAUGCUGCCCCAUUUAAAGAAGAGAUUCUUCGGGAAGCUGAACAUAGGAAGCAACAGCGUGAAGAAUUGAAACAGAAGCAAAAACUUGCUCGUCAGAAGGAACUAGCAAAGAAACGCAAACAACAAGCAAGUACCAAGGAUACCGGUGAUGAGAAAUCAACUACAAAGCAAAAAACGCAAUCUAACCACCAGGUCCAAAAAAAUUCAAAGAAAUCAUUUUGUGAGGAGUUUAAAAAGGUUAUUGAGGCUUCAGAUGUCAUACUUGAAAUCUUGGAUGCUAGAGAUCCUUUAGGCUGCAGAUGUCCACAGGUUGAACAACUUAUUGCUCAGUCUGAGGGAAGAAAAAAAAUACUUUUGGUUUUAAAUAAAAUUGAUCUGAUACCAAAAGAAAACUUAGAGAAUUGGUUAAAUUAUUUAAAUAAAGAUCUUCCAACUAUUGCUUUUAAAUCUGCAAUGCAGAUAAAAGACAGAACUGUGCAAGAAAAAAGAAAAACAAAGAAGAAUGCUGCAUACCUAGAAUUAUCAAGAGCAAACAAAUGCUUUGGAAGUCAAUGUCUCCUGAAACUUCUUCAAGAAUAUUGUAUAACUAAAGAUGAAGUUAUACAGGUUGGGGUAGUAGGUUUUCCAAACGUGGGGAAAAGCAGCAUAAUCAAUAGUCUGAAAGAAAUACGCACUUGCAACGUGGGACCAGAGAGAGGCCUAACAAAGUCCGUACAAGCAGUACACAUUGACAAACGUAUCAAGAUGUUGGAUAGUCCGUGUAUACUUGCAGCACCUUCAUGCUCUGCUCUAGCUCUAGCACUGAGAAGCAUCACAUAUGCUGAAAACCUAGUUGAUUCAGUAGAUGCUGUUCUGAAGCACUGUAGGAAACAGCAGAUCAUGUUACACUAUAAUAUCCCAGACUACAGGAAUUCUCUGGAAUUUUUAACUUUGCUCGCUCAAAAGAGAGGAAUGUUGAAAAAAGGUGGUUUUCCUGAUACAGAAGGUGCUGCUAAAUUACUGCUCUGUGACUGGACAGGUGCCAAAGUUAGUUACUAUUCCCGCCCUCCUGAACCAUGGGUUCUGUCCCCACAUCUUUCCAAGGAAGGAAUAGCAACAAUACAGGAGGAUUUUAAUUUUGAGGAACUGGAAGAAGAUAACAAAAAUACUGUAAACGCUAACAAGUACCCUAACCAGGCAAGCACCAUUGUCUUCCAAUCUCCUGGCUUCACGGAUGGCAUCAUGGAAGAUAAUGAACAGCCAGAGGAAGGCCUGGAAUCAGAGAAUGCAGAAGAAAAUGAUGAAGAAUUAACUGAAGAAGAAAUGGAAGAAGAUGAAAGUGAUCUUGAUGAAGUGGAAGAGGAAAGUGACCAAUUAAAGAGUAGUCAAACUCCCUCUGAAGAAUUGAAAGCAAAGAAUGAAAAUUUGGACAUGUUACCUACAGAUGAAAAACAACUCAAAACCAGUGACCUGGAUGAUGCCUAUGACUUCAAUACAGAUUACAUGUGAAGAAAAUAUUACAAAAUUUAAAGUAUUUUUCACAUUUUGGAAUGCAUUCUUAAUCUGUUUUUGUAGUUACUGAACACCAGACUCUUGUAAAUAUUUUGAAAAUAGCUGAUAAGGAAAGAUACUUUUUGAUGUAGUAAAUUUUGUUCUGAAAAUGCGUUGAUCACAUGAACUACAAGCAGAAGUAAAACCAGUGUUUUACAAAAGCAGAAUGAAGCAACAAUUCAGACUACAAGCUGUGUAGGGACUUGUGAUGAUUAAG
Thamnophis elegans (Western terrestrial garter snake) is the source of this 2193-nucleotide messenger RNA. It is a transcript of the gene GNL3, whose product is annotated as G protein nucleolar 3. Gene Ontology annotation, molecular function: GTP binding. Gene Ontology annotation, cellular component: nucleolus. The record is from RefSeq and is a predicted model, not a curated record. NCBI's taxonomy places the organism in Eukaryota, Metazoa, Chordata, Lepidosauria, Squamata, Natricidae.